Messenger RNA from Vavraia culicis subsp. floridensis, 3722 nucleotides. RefSeq lists its product as uncharacterized. Bases 1 to 3309 code for a protein of 1102 amino acids. NCBI's taxonomy places the organism in Eukaryota, Fungi, Microsporidia, Pleistophoridae. The record is from RefSeq and is a predicted model, not a curated record. The transcript has a single exon. Gene Ontology annotation, molecular function: metal ion binding.
AUGGACAACCUCAUAGGUAACAAGCCACCUCUCUCUAAAUGCUCAUAUUAUCGUUACCAAAUAAAAAAUUUAGAGGUGCUCUACAUCCGUGAUACCAACGCAAAAAGAACAUAUGUUGCUAUGGCUGUUGAUUGUGGCAGUAAAUACGAUACAAAACCGGGACUUGCUCAUCUACUCGAACAUUUGCUGUUUAUCUCACCAGAACAGGAGCAAGCAAAUGAUUUAGGCAUAGGUUUGGAUUCUUUGACAUGUCCCAUCAAGGACAAUACCCAGCAGGACAUAGCAGAUAGCGAUGUCUUGAAAGCGCCAAGCCAAGAUGAUGGCGAAGGCUGUACAAAAGAGGACUUAGACGUUGCUAAACUUGUAUGUGAUGCUUUGAAUAAUCGAGGAGAUAGUAGUCAAGAUACAGAUUCAGCCCCGCCCAAAAUAAACGACUUUGAUAGCUUCCUGAACAUAUAUAAUGGCGACAGCAACGCUUAUACGACUGAAGACGAGACAGUAUAUCAUUAUGAACUGGACACUGCGGGUAUUCGCCAAAGUUUCCGUCUAUUUGCCAAUUUUUUCAAGCAUCCUUCCAUCAACGAGCAAACAAUUAUGACCGAAUCACGAGUAGUUGAUUCUGAAUUUCAAAACCGCAAGUAUGACGAUGAAUCGCGUAUAAAUCGAAUUUUGGAGAUUUCAGUGGGAAAGCAAUUCUCAACUGGAUCGUUAAAAUCUUUUGGUUGCAAUUACCAAGAAUUGAAAAAACAUUGUGUAGAUUUGUACACCACAAAGUACAGGAGAAUGGUACUUGUGGUGUGUUCUGCAGGUGAAAAUGAGGAGAUGAAAAAAAUUAUCGAAGAAAACUUUUCGCUAGACCUGGACAAGCUUGUUUAUAUGGAUAGGAAAUGUUUGAUCUGUUCAGGGAAAGAAGAGUGUGAAGUAACAAACAACUCUGAGACUAAGCACAAAGCGGAAGAUGGCAACAUGAAUGAUCAUGCGCCUGGUCGAAAGGAUGUAUCCAGUGAAGUGUCUCAAAGCGUUCCUUGUGAUGGUCUAUGUACCUCCAAAGACAUGGGACAAAAGUUCGAUAGUAACCUAAGAAUAACAAAGUUGUACAAGUAUAAGCCUAUUUUUCCGAAGAAACGGGUGAUUGUGAGCAUAUCCCUACCAAGCGAACUCGUGCAAUACCACAACAUGUACGAUAGCUUGGUAUAUUUUUUCUCCAAGGAGGACCACUCAUCGCUGCUGUAUACUCUUAGAAAAGACCAAUUGAUAUUCAACGGAACAGUAAACACGAUUACAACACAGAGAGAGACAAUGCUCUGCUUCGACUUCAUAGUUCCCUCUACAGACGUGUACAACGUUAUCACCGAUGAGAUAAAUCGGUACUUCCAAAUUUACAAGGACACACAAAGUAUGACAAGCUAUUACAGUAAAAUAGAGAGAGAUGUGAACUGGCAACUGUACGAGGAUGAAGACAUGAGGAUUCAUGUUGUAGAUUGCGCCGAAAAGAUUUUGAGGAGCAAAGUGCUAUUCACCGAUUUGAUGUUUGAACACGAAUGCAAGAAUUUAGUUAUGGAGGAGUGUACAGUUAUCCUUGUAGACGAUAAGUAUGAAUGCGAAAAGGUGACUGACGAUGAGUACGAACUUCGUUAUGAAAAGAUCGAAUGUGCAGAAGAAUUUGGGAGGCGGCUAAAGGGUGACAUGUCGAGCGAGGCUGAUCUUGUUGAUAAUGACAAUGGCAAUCAUAAAAAAGACGUGGCAAUGUGUGCGGAUGAAAUAAAUGCCAAUCAGCAUACCGAAACUGAAAAAGGAGUUGUUGAUCCACAUCACAAUCGGGUAACUCGGAAGAAAGAGAAAUUCGAUAGAAAUAAUCGUCGGUUCGGAAUCAAAAACAUCGUUGGUUCGGUCAUAAAGGAUAAGGACAUAAACACCAUCUUGAAAAUAAUCAAGUGCGGAGAAAGCAGGCUUGUUUUCAUCAAAGAUUCUUUUACAAGUUCGAAGACCGUAAUUCAUCUUUUUCUACGGUAUCGCACAUCAAUACUGGACGUCAUUAAUUUGGCAGAAUUGGUAGGUCAGAUGAACGUUCUGUAUAAUCACAUUCUAAGGAGCAAUGCAAUUGCAAUUACACAUCACAUAUGUCAUAAUGGCAUUCUUUUUGAAAUAUCCGGUCUUAAUCCGUUCUUUGUACUCAUAAACAUCCUGAAUUUCGAAGGGAUCUUGGGAAUGAUGAGCAGUAAAAUAGACAAACUGAAUGUGUUGAAUGAUGUAAAGGUAAGUCUGGAAGAUGAAAUGUAUGAGUCGGGAUACAAGAGAACUAGUAACAGCAUUAAAAAUGUGUACAUCGAGGGAUAUCAAACCAUUGAGAAAGAGUACGAAAUAGUAAAAGAGAUGAUUGAGCAGUGGUCCAUUCAAGAAAAUACGGAUGAAAAUGGUGUUGCUGAUGAGAUGAGAUGUGGUAUAAGUGCUUGUAAGGCUGGCACUGGCGGUGAGAUAAACAGGUUCAUUCCAUUUAAUGAAGCGCAAAGCGUUCUUCUUAUCGUAAAUGGGUAUUCAAAUGAAGAAUGUUAUCACGAAGUGUUCAGAAAAAUAUGUGCACGAAUGCAAGGAAAGGGGCCAGCUCUGGAAAUAGGAAUUAGAGAGGAGUAUGGGAGCACGAAGGAUGUGUUUUCGGUGUUACAGGGAGAAAAUAAAAGAACAGAUUGUAAUAUGGUUGGAGAAAAGAAGGAUCUAUGCCAUAUUAAUAGUCCAAAAUGCAUCAAUGACAUCCUUGCGAAGUACAGGUCGAAAAAUGAUUGUCUUGUGUUCAACAAAAUGAUAAACGCUCGGAUGACGAUAAAAGCACGAAACAAUUCUAAUUCCGUAUUCUUUCGGAUUGGCGAAGGCAUAAAAAGCUUAGCAAUUUGCAAAAUACUUGUUCAUCUUAUGAAUGAAAAAUUCUUUACGUCCCUUCGCACAGAGCAGAGCCUAGGGUAUGUUGUUUAUUGCAGUUAUAAGUCAAUUAAGAAUAUGCACUUUCUCUUUUUCAGCGUGCAAAGCGAUCAAGACGUACUUUUUAAUAUCUUUGAGUUCAUCGAGGAUUUUGAUAUCAGGUUGGAAUGCUUUGAGUCUCUGAAGAAUGAAAUAAUGGAGAAGAUGAAGUCUAGAGCACAGGUAACCAAACACUAUUUCAACAUAUUUUAUUGUAGCUUUGAUAACGUGGAUACAUUCAGGCAUGAUGUAUGCAAUUGUAUAGAUAGCGUAACUGUGGAUGAUUUGAAAAGGGCUCUGAAGGAAGGUGAACUUUGUGUGAUUAAGGCCGAAGAGUACCAGGAGAGCGAGAGCUGAUGAUUAAAACGAUUUGAAUCUGUUUUGGAAGGUUUAUUAGCUAUUCAAAUCUGAUUUAUUAAUCGCAGAUGUUUAGUAAUACAAUUUCAGCCAUCUCUUUUAUUUUCUGAGUUUGGUUCUAAUUGUUUUGCAGAGUGUACAAAACACUUCUUUCGAAAAUAUUGCAGAUACCUGACAAUUCGAAUAUGCCACUUGGUCGAUGAACUAAAUACGACUUAUUAUGGUUAUGUCAAUGAUGAAUAAAAAGGUGCACUAAUAUGAUGGGAGACCGUGGUUACAAACUAAGCGAUUGUUGUGUUUGGUAGGAGAUAAGAUGUAAGAAAAUUAAUAUUGCUUGUUUGUUUAAGUACAUGAUCUUCAUUUUACCUGAAACGGGAUAUUUUUGCUCUAAAUACUUUAAUGGUACUUUGUCG